CAACGCACCAAUUCCACCUCACCUCCUUCUCCUCCGCGGCAUUCCCUCCCACCCGGACCCGACGGAGCGGAUGGACUCGGACGCCUCCAUCUCCCCGCGGCGGCGGAGCUGCUACAGCGACAACGGCGACUCGUCCUGCUCGGAGCCCUUCAGCGACUGCGGCAGCGACGACUCCCUCACCACCUCCUCCCCGCUCAACCCCGCCGCCGCAGCAUCCAUCCACCGCCUCCUCCUCUCCUGCGCCGCCGACGCCUCCCCCACCACCAUCACCUCCCUCAUCACCACCCUCACCGCCCCCACCACCCCCCUCGACGCCCUCCGCCGCGCCGCCAUGGAGCUCCGCCUCCUGGCCAAACACAACCCGGACAACCGCGUCCGCAUCGCCUCCUCCGGCGCCAUCCCCCCUCUAACCGCCCUCCUCGCCCACCCCGACCCGCUCCUCCAGGAGCACGCCGUCACGGCCCUCCUCAACCUCGCCCUCUGCGACGCCAACAAGGCCCUCCUCCUCGACGCCGGCGCCGCCCGCCACCUCGUCCGCGCCCUCAAGGCCGCCGCCUCCCCCGCCGCGCGCGAGAACGCCGCCUGCGCGCUCCUCCGCCUCGCCCAGCUCGACGCCGCCGCCGCCGCCGCCGUCGGCCGCGCCGGCGCCGUCCCGCUCCUCGUCAACCUCCUCGAGGCCGGCGGCCCGCGCGGGAAGAAGGAUGCUGCGACGGCGUUGUACGCGAUCUGCGGCGGCGCCCGCGAGAACCGGCUCCGCGCUGUGCAGGCUGGCGCGGUCAGGCCGCUGCUCGACCUCAUGGCUGACCCCGAGUCCGGGAUGGUCGAUAAGGCCGCCUACGUGCUGCACUCGCUUGUGGGGAUUGCGGAGGGCCGCGCGGCCGCUGUGGAGGAGGGCGGCGUCCCCGUGCUUGUGGAGAUGGUCGAGGUGGGCUCGUCCAGGCAGAAGGAGAUCGCCACGCUCUCGCUGCUGCAGAUCUGCGAUGACAACGCCGUGUACCGCACCAUGGUCGCCCGCGAGGGCGCCAUCCCGCCCCUCGUCGCGCUCUCGCAGUCAUCCUCCGCCCGCCCAAAGCUGAAAACCAAGGCUGAGUCGCUGAUCGAGAUGCUGCGGCAGCCGCGGAGCGCGAGCAUGCGCGCAAGGCCGGCGGCCAUGGUUGCGGCAGAGUGAUCGAUACACGUCCGUUUCAAAUUGCGUGCGUUUUUCUUCACCUUUUGUUCACAGUGGCGAGAAGAGCCGGCCGGAAGGUCGGCCGGCGUGCACGCCCGUGUAAAUACCAAGAGUGCAGCGAGUUUGUUGCGUCCCGCGAGCGAGUGUACAUUUUCCCUCAAGCGAGAUGGUGUCAUGACACUGUAAAAAAUCUCUUGUCCCCUUUGUUCC
Molecule: messenger RNA, 1378 nt
Organism: Lolium rigidum
Lineage: Eukaryota; Viridiplantae; Streptophyta; Magnoliopsida; Poales; Poaceae
Product: U-box domain-containing protein 4-like
Exons: 2
Coding region: 71-1168 (365 amino acids)
Cellular component (GO): cytoplasm; nucleus
Molecular function (GO): protein binding
Source: RefSeq, a predicted model, not a curated record